Funneliformis mosseae is the source of this 594-nucleotide messenger RNA. Lineage: Eukaryota; Fungi; Glomeromycota; Glomeromycetes; Glomerales; Glomeraceae. The record is from the annotation of a GenBank genome assembly.
AUGGGUAAAACGAAAAGCGUAAAUAAGCAGACGGUUUCGUCAUUUUUUGCUUCGACAAAGGCUCGAACUGUAAAUCAGAAGGAAUCUAAACUUUUGGUGCCUUUGGCGCAAACUGCUUCGAGCAAAGCUCGUCAGAGUUUAAAGAGUGAAUCUAAAGAAAACACAACUUCUAAACGCGCAUCUAUAUUUAAACCGUCAAGUAAAUCGGAUACGGCACGUCGUCGCCGUGCAUUGAUUGAAAGAGUUCGCGCAAAAGGACAAAAGACACUAGAAGAAACAUUACAAGGCCUGGAUCCUGUCAAAAAGAGACAAAAGACCAUGCUGAGCCGAUCUCGGGAAAUUGCAAACUCUAUUUCCUUGAAAAAAACGGUCAUGUUUGUUAGAGAAGUUGCAACAAGAAUUGUAGAAAGUUCUGAUGUGCCAAUAUCAGAUUACGAGGCAAUAGAACAUAUUGAACUAUUAACUAAAAUUGCACCCAAGUGGUGUCAAUUCUCUACUAGUAAAAUUAAGGAUGACCUUUUGAACGUCGACUCUUCAGUGCCAGCUUGGAAGGUUCGUGAAAUUAUUGAGGAAGGAGUAAAAAAUUUUCAAUGA